Messenger RNA from Merops nubicus (carmine bee-eater), 461 nucleotides. RefSeq names its product zinc finger protein Pegasus-like. Lineage: Eukaryota; Metazoa; Chordata; Aves; Coraciiformes; Meropidae. The record is from RefSeq and is a predicted model, not a curated record. Bases 99 to 452 code for a protein of 117 amino acids. The transcript has 3 exons.
GGAGACAUCAACAAAUGGAACACAAAUUAACUUAAGCCUACAGGAGGCUGGUGACACCUGAAAGAGGGCACAAGAGUUUGUAAACAUAAAGUGUGAAUAUGGGUGAAAAGAAGCCAGAGCCUUUGGACUUUGUAAAAGAUUUUCAGGAGUAUCUUACCCAGCAGACUCACCAUGUAAAUAUGAUUUCUGGAUCAGUUAGUGGAGACAAGGAAGCAGAGACUCUUCAGGGAGCUGGAACAGAAGGUGAUCAGAAUGGUCUGGAUCACCCUUCUGUUGAAGUCUCACUGGAUGAAAACUCAGGAAUGUUGGUGGAUGGGUUUGAAAGGACGUUUGAUGGAAAGUUAAAGUGUCGAUACUGCAACUAUGCCAGCAAGGGAACAGCCCGGCUCAUAGAGCACAUCAGGAUUCAUACAGGUAGGAAAUGCUCUGUGGUGCUUCAAGCAGGGUGGUAGUUCUUAGUU